AAAAGCAUCAUAUUUAUUUCUGAAUUGGUAGCAUUGCUAAAUUGUCAAAAAAAAGUCAAAACAGCAGUCAAACAUGGAUUCAGCUGCUGAAGAAUCUGAGAAUUUCGAUUCAUUUAGCGAAAAUGAAUAUGGCAAAACAAAUAGCAAUACUCCAAAUGAAACCUCAGUUAGCAAUAAUAACAUCGUACAUAAGUUGUUUAAUAGAGAGAUAUAUGGUAGCACUUCAAGAAAGCCUAGUGACAAAAGCAAAAAGAUAUUCGACAAGAUACCUCCCCGGCUGCGUUUUUGUCUCAUGGACAUUGUGCCUAUGCGGUACUUGAGGGAGCAUGUGUUUAUGGGGUUCUCUCAAUGCGGACAGUUUCUGCUAAGUUUCACUUACAGCUGCAACACUCAGGUGUACUUCCGGGAAAGCUCUAAGUUUACGCUUCAUUUCUUACUGUGGGUGCCGGGGUGCGUGGCGCGGCCGGUGCACAGCGUGCCGCUGUUCGGCGACGACAGUGUGGACAGCAAAGUUACCAUCUCCAUGGCGCAGUGGAAGCACAACCCUGGUGUGCUGGUGGUGUAUGGCAUCGCUGAAUCUCUUUCGGAACGUUCUUAUCUCAGUGUUAUCGGAGUACCUCGGCUAGGAUGUAGAAAGUGCUCUGCCAUUUCCAAAGACGAAGAUGACCCAGACCCAAACUGGAACAAACGUUGUUUAGAGCAUAGUUUCGCGAUACACACUAAAUUCGUCUGCUCCUUCGACUCUAGCUUGUAUGAGCCUGUCGUACAACUUGCCUACACCAACCAAAUCAUCAUCUACACAGACUUCAUACACAUACUAGAAAUAGAUUUAGUCAAACCUGACCCUGAAAGGAGCGAAAUUAACGAGGAACGACAAUUUUCUUUAGAUAGGGAAGAAAUCAAUUCGGUUUACACAAAUCCUAGUACACCAGCUUCCGAUGUAUCUGCCGCUUUUCAGUCCCCCAAAUAUCAAAAUAAUGUGGUCCAGAACAUUCUAGCAGAUUUCUCAGAGAUUGAAGAACCAUAUCUAAUGUCCAAGCCAGUCCAGUUGCCUGAUGUUAUGGGACAGGAAUUGUGUAUCCAAGCCUCCUCUAUAUCACACAAUUUGAUGGAAGAAUGGGAAGGGCCUUCCCCUUCAAUAAGGACUUUAAUAAGCCCGCCUCUAAGGUCCCCAAGAAGGAGGCCAGCAGAAAGCAUGUCUAGGUUCAACGAAGCGCAUAGGAUAAAAGCGGAAAAAGCAUAUGAAUUUGUCGAAGAAGCAGAUGUAAAGUGCGAGAAACUGAGUAUGUUCAGAAAGCGACGUUUAGCAGAUAAGAAAUACGAGUUCUCAGAGGAUAACAACGAAAAUAUCGUCCCUUUUAGAGUUUUAAGGAGUAAUAGGAAAUAUUUCACGGGAUCCACCAGUAAAAGCCAAGCUAGACGAGCGAGGUCGCCGCCGGUUGAAAGCGUAGUUUUGAGGGCCCAUAAUCAAAUUAGGCCUACAUCCCCAACGAGUAGUUUAGAUCUCAAAAACCCGGGGCUUUCUUCCCUGGAAUCCGACAGAAACUCCGAGUCAGAGUAUAGAGUAAUGGAGAUGUUAGACGACGGCACUCUCAAAACGGUGUCAGUACACGAUAACACGUCUAAAACCUUGUCAGAUUGUCCAGUCAGUCCUCAGGAUCCUUAUUUAGUGCAUACGGGGAAUUCCAAGUGCAGUAAAUUCUUUACAAGAUACUUUUUGGAAAGUGAUGACGAGAUUACGUCUAUUAUCACUGAUUCUGAAGAUGACUGCAUAGCAGACUGUCACGUAGCCUUACCCCUCUGCGGGCAGGGGGUGGGUCAGGCGUUGCAGGGGGUGGGGGCGGGCGCCUGGGAGCGUCUACGAGCGCAACCCCCCUUAACGCUGCGAGCUCAACAAAGGACGUUGGAUACGGAGUUACUUUGUAACGAAGUGUGCGGGAGGUUGUGUACUCUGCGGGGCAAGAAGUUCAUAUAUUGCUUCGACUUUGGCUGCCACGUUAUUGACGUUUGUCAGUCUAGUGGGUGUCUUUCUGGGUUGUGUGCGAUGUGGCUGUGGGCGAACGAGGGCGAAGCGUGCGAGGCGUGCGAGGAGCCCUCGGCCGGCUGCCUGCAGCAUCGACGGCAAUACGCCGCGCAGUGUCUCUUCGUGUGGGACCUCGUAAGUGGCGUCUACAGAACGGAAAGAGAGGCUAUGACGGAAGACUUUAGCCAAGAGACCUCUAGAGUUUCAGGCGUGGAGCGCGCGCGGGAGCUGGCCAAGCGGCUGGGGUCCAUCAACGUGCCGCCGGCGCACGACACGCGCUUGCUGACUACCCUCACUGGUAAAUCACUGAAAAGACUGACUGAUGUAGACAACUGUGUGGAAAUAACAAAGAAUCAUCCAGACAGCUCCGAAUCCGAGUCCGAGCCCUCUGAGGACAGCGACUACGAGUAACUUUAUACCUCCUCAUAUACUCCGCCAAGCGAACACGUGAAAAUGCGAAUACAUUGCAUCGAAGUUUGUACAGGUGACGUUAGGUAAUACACGCACAACAGACGGAAACGUUUAAGUGCGGAAACCAGCCCAGAAAGAUAAAGGUAAACAGAUAAUAAUUUAAAAAAUUUCAAAAAAGCCCUGACUGCGGUUUGUGUUGCACCUUUUUCAGUCUUGGUAAGACGGAUAUUGCAGGAAAAAACACUGUAGUUUUUAUUAUUAUUGUAUUAAAUACAAGUAAAAUCCGUCACAGUAGUAUUUACUGUUACUUACUAGUUUACUGAGCAUACAUUUUCCGCCGCAAUCAAAUUUUUAUCAACAAAAAUAGUUAUUUAUUAUUUAAACUACAUAUGGCGUCCACAGUGCAUGCCCGUGCCAUAGACAAACGGGCAAAGGCGACGCGUAGAUUUGCCGCCAUGGCGCCAAAUAACUUGGAAUUCAGAGCUGUGAAAAAGGUCGAACUGUACGAAACAAUUAUUUUAAAGCAUUAUUUUUUCUUAUUUUACAAUCAAAAGAGUGAUUAAUUGUCUUUUUUUUUAAUAUUAAAGAUGUACGUGAAUAAAGUAUGUCAAUAUGUGAUACAUUUUGAUUUUACAAUCAGGAUUUUAAGAGAGCCUAGAUAAAUUAAUAUUUGUGUGUCACAGCGUGCAAUAAUUAACUACUUACGUCACACGUAUAUAUAAUCCGUGCAAAAUGACUUCAUGCCAUUUUAACUCUUAUGGGCCAACUGUCAUGUCAAAAGUACGGUUCAUCUAUAAAAUCUAUAAAAUCGUACUAUUGACAUGACAUUUGACACAUAAAGGUAAAAUGGCUCAUUUUUUACGCACUAUACCUAUUAUGCUUGGUAUUUGCAUCGACAUUUUCCAGUUACGUAAUAUACACUGGCAAAUGCUUACUGCUAACUCAGUGUUCAAAGCUGAAUCAUACCUCUAGCCACAGAGCUCAUUUGACAUUUAUUUUUAAUCCAUUGAAGGUUUUCUAUGAAAAAUUAUUUUAACAUCACUCAGUGAAGGUGAUAUUAUAAUGAACACUGUAAAUAUGUUACACUCAGACAGCCAUAGUUACUAAACUUCUAAGAAGAAAUAUUUUUAAAAUAGUAUGCAAUUUAGUUGGAAGUAUUUUUAAUGUAAAUAUUUUUUUAUAAGUUACCCAAUGUGGUGAAAUAACGUAAAAAUAAAAAUUUAUGUGCUCUAUGUGCAUCCUAUUUUAUGACAGUUGAUAUUUUUAAAUUCCAUGACAGAUCACUUUUUUUUAGUUUUUACUAGCUUUUCCCUCGGCUUCUCCCGCUUGACAGUGUUAAGCUUCGCGACCAAAAUUAAUUAUUUCUUUCUUUAUAGUCGUAUUCCUUCUUUGCUGAGGGUCGUGACUCCUUUCCAUAAAUCACAUGAUGGCAGGAGUUCUCUUGGGAUAAUAAUCCAAAACUAAUAAUAUCAAUAAAAAUCAAUCUGUCUGCAAUAGACAAGUUGGUAAACUAAAAGAA
This is a messenger RNA of Maniola jurtina (meadow brown), 3953 nucleotides long. RefSeq lists its product as uncharacterized. The transcript is spliced from 10 exons. Gene Ontology annotation, biological process: protein ubiquitination. The coding region runs from base 74 to 2434 and encodes 786 amino acids. Lineage: Eukaryota; Metazoa; Arthropoda; Insecta; Lepidoptera; Nymphalidae. The record is from RefSeq and is a predicted model, not a curated record. Gene Ontology annotation, cellular component: Cul4-RING E3 ubiquitin ligase complex.